CUCCUGGCGCGUCCGCCGGCCGGUCGGUCGUCUUCCCUCGGUCUCUGAGACCGCGUCCGCACCUCCAAGUGCAUUAGUACUCGGUGUGAACGAAAAACUUUUUUGAACUUUAUUCCAAAAACCAACAAUGAGACUUUUAAUAUUCUUUAAGUUUCUUUUACUUUUUAAAUUAAGUUUAACUUCUGGGCAAGAUUGCCCGCCAAAAUGCGAGUGCGUCCGAAACGCGGUGCGGUGUCUGCGCAAGGGCCUGACUGCCGUGCCGAAAGUUCCAUCCGACAUACACACUCUGGAUCUCCGCUUCAAUAAGCUGUACGACAUCGGCGGCGGCGUGUUUUCGCACCUGCACCAGCUGCGCUCGCUGCUGCUCAACGACAACCAGCUGCGCGCCCUGCGCUCCGGCGCCUUCCACGGCCUGCGCCGAGUCAAGUACCUAUACCUCUACAGGAACCGGAUUCAGACUAUCGACCCCGAUGUCUUUAAGACCAUGCCGCAUUUGGAACAACUCUACUUGCACGUGAACGAAAUCCAUGAGAUUCAAGCACACACAUUUUCACACAUGCCCCGCCUGGAACGCUUAUACCUGCACAACAACCGGCUGGAGCACGUGCCGUUCGGCUCGUUCACGGGCAUGCCGAAGCUGCGCAAGCUGCGGCUGGACAGCAACGCGCUGGUGUGCGACUGCAGCGCGCUGUGGCUGGUGCGCAUGCUACGCGCGCACACCGACAUGAACGUCGCCGCCACCUGCUACGGCCCGCCGGACCGCCUGGGCGUCCCCAUCGCGACUCUCACGGAAUAUGACAUGCAUUGCAAGCAACCCGAAAUACACCAAGGUCCCGAAGACGUAGUGGUAGAGUUUGGCAAGGACGCUAUAUUUACCUGUACCGCCGCUGGGGACCCGAGGCCUGAAAUAGUCUGGUUCCGCGACUCCGUGGCCCUCCCUUUAGAGACUACCCGAUACGAAGUACAGACGAACGGCAGCCUCAUGAUACACAACGUGGAUGAGACGGACGUCGGAAUAUUUGAGUGCAUGGCUAAGAAUCCGACUGGAGAAGCGCGUUCCCGACCCGCAAGAAUGAUGAUGAUGUUACAUGACGAAGCUACAGAAAAUGACAUUCCCGUUUUCAAGAUAAGGCCUACAAGUCAAGUAGUCAAAAAAAGAAACGUUCGAGUCAGAUUUGAUUGUGUAGCUAAAGGAAAUCCACCGCCUCAUAUCUCCUGGUACUUCAAAGGAACGAGGCUUCUACUUGACAUCAGAACGGAUUUAAAGUUGAACGGCUCGAUUUUCAUCGAGGACGUGCAGUACGUUGAUGUUGGAGAAUACACAUGUGUAGCGGAAAAUGUACAUGGCAAAGUGAAUGCAUCGGCUGAACUUCAAGUUUUAGUUCCCCCUUCAUUUAUCAAUGUGCCAAAGGACGUUACAGCUACUGAAGGAGAUAACAUUGAAUUCACGUGUUCGGCUCGAGGAUCACCAAAACCUGUCAUAAGCUGGUUUAUGAACACCAUGACAUUACCAGUAAGUGACGACUAUGUCUUUACAAAUGAAAAUGAAAAGUUUACCAUUCUAGAAGUGACAAAGGACGACGCCGGAAUUUAUCACUGCAGAGCGGAAAAUUCCGAAGGCAUUACAGAAAUUUCUGCAGUUCUAAAUGUUGAAGAAUUUAAAGUAAUACCGCCUCGCAUAAUUCUUAAGCCGGUCGAUACCGACGCCUAUAAAGGGACAUCUGUACAGUUACCGUGCGAUGUUGAGAGUGACCCUCCUGCCUCCGUGGAAUGGACUAAAGAUGGUUCCUCAAUAUUGUUGGAAGAUAGAAUUUUGAUAACUUUGAUAGGUAGUUUAAUAAUAAACAAUGUAACAUUAACUGACACCGGCCGGUACGAAUGCUUGGCAUCUAAUGAAUUCGGUAAGGAUACUGCAUCUUUGUUUCUUUCCGUUAAGGAUCACACACUUCCAGGAGAACAAUAUGUCAACAUAGCGCUGACUGAAGCGACAAGAGACAUAGAUCAAGCGAUUGCUAGAACUGUACAAGAAAUAUUUACAAACACCACAGCAAAAAAAGACGUCCACGAUCUUUUUAGAAUAGCUCACUUCCCAAACGCGCCCGCACGAGAACUAGCUCGUGCUGCUGAAAUAUAUGAACGAACUCUAGACAAAGUAAAAGAUUUUAUCCAAGGUGGUCUAAAUGUAACGAGUGUAGAAUCAUUUAAUUACAACAAUGUUCUCGGUCAGCAAAAUCUAGAUUUGAUUGCCCGAUUAUCGGGCUGCACGGCACACCGAGAAAGUAAAGAUUGUUCGGACAUGUGCUUUCACAACAAAUAUCGCAGUAUCGACGGCAGCUGCAAUAAUUUUGCACACCCUAUGUGGGGUGCAUCUUUGACAGGUUUUCGGAGAAUACUUUUUCCUAUAUAUGAAAAUGGUUUUAGUCAACCAGUGGGUUGGAACAAAGGUGUAAAAUACAAUGGAUAUGAACUACCAAGUGCUCGGGCCGUAUCCACCUCUAUAAUAACUACAACAGAGAUAUCUCAGGAUAUCGAGAUUUCGCAUAUGGCGAUGCAAUGGGGCCAGUGGUUGGACCACGAUUUAGAUCACGCGCUACCAUCUGUAAGCUCUCAAACGUGGGACGGAGUCGAUUGUAAAAAAACAUGUGACUAUGCAGCUCCAUGUUUUCCCAUUGAUGUUCCAAAUAAUGAUCCACGAAUCACAAAUCGCCGGUGCAUAGACUUUAUUAGAACAAGUUCGGUAUGUGGAUCGGGAAUGACGUCCGUUUUAUUUGGAAGUCUGCAGCCGCGAGAACAAAUUAAUCAACUAACUUCAUUUAUUGAUGCUUCACAAGUUUACGGGUUCGAAAGUGCUGUAGCUACUGACCUACGAGAUUUGACUAACGAGAACGGAUUAUUGCGUGUCGGCGUUACGUUUCCCGGAAGAAAGCCACUGUUACCUACAACAGGCAUAAACGGAAUGGAUUGCAGGUUAAACCUUGCAGAAAGCGACCGCGCUUGUUUCGUUGCAGGUGACAUCAGAGCCAAUGAACAAGUUGGUUUAGCGGCUAUGCAUACUAUCUGGAUGCGUGAACACAAUCGUCUUGCCCUGAAAUUGAAAUCCCUGAACUCAUUUUGGGACGGAGAAAAGGUAUACCAGGAAGCAAGGAAAAUAGUUGGAGCAGAAAUCCAAAUGAUAACUUAUAAACACUGGUUACCGAUUAUUCUUGGUAAGGGUUACGAUAAAUUAGGAGAUUAUACGGGAUACAAUAGCAAUUUGAACCCUUCAAUUUCAAAUGUUUUCGCUACAGCGGCGCUAAGAUUUGGCCAUUCUAUGAUUAAUCCAAUUUUGCAUCGUUACGAUGAAGAUUUCGAACCCAUUCCUCAAGGACAUUUGCUGCUGAGAAAUGCAUUCUUUGCUCCCUGGAGACUUGUCGACGAAGGCGGAGUGGACCCUUUGCUUCGUGGUAUGUUCACAACACCGGCUAAAUUGAAAACUUCUACUCAAAAUCUAAACUCAGAACUAACCGAGAAACUCUUUUAUUCUGUCCACGCAGUUGCUCUAGACCUUGCAGCUAUUAAUAUUCAAAGAGGACGUGAUCAUGCUAUUCCGCCUUAUACGAAAUGGAGACAAGUUUGCAACAUGAGCGAAGUUAAAGAUUUUGAUGACUUAUCUCAUGAAAUAUCGGAUGUAAAUAUAAGAGACAAACUUAAAGAGCUUUAUGGAUCUGUUCACAACAUCGAUGUCUGGGUAGGAGGAAUAUUAGAAGACCAGGUGGAUGGAGGUAAAGUCGGCCCACUUUUCAGCUGCCUUCUAAUAGAGCAAUUUAAGCGUUUGCGAGAUGGAGACCGAUUAUGGUAUGAGAGUCCAAAUCUAUUUAAGCCUGAACAACUGGAUCAAAUACAAAAAACAAGUCUAGCUCGAGUGUUGUGCGAUAAUGGUGACAAUAUUGAUACGGUCGGUGAAAACGUAUUUUUGAUUCCUGAAGUGCAAGAUGGAAUGGUAUCCUGUGAUGACCUGCCUUCGAUAGAUAUUCGAUUUUGGGCGGAUUGCGAAUCGUGUGGAGAAUAGUAAUACGUUGUCGCGCUCGCGUAGGGCUGCUGUCAAUGAGACAUUCCACGAUGCGCGUAUAUUUGAUUUAGAACAAGCAAAUGCAGACUUAAAGGAAACUGUGAGCGCCCUUUUGAACAGGAUUGAACAGCUAGAAGAAAUAGUACGAGAAAAUAACAAACUCGCUGAAAAUUAAUAUACAUUACAACGCUCGGAGAAACUGAUAAAGGACAUACCUAAUACGUUAAACGUAACACACCGAGAGUGGUAUCAUGUGUGUACUUACCUACUUUUUUAAGAUUUUGAUGUCAUAUGCACCAUAAUGGCUUCUUACAUGAGACGGGCUGUAAUUUCUAUUUCUAAUUAUAUAACGGUUUUGAAACUAACUUUUGUAGUAACAGUUUAUUUUAUUAAUGAAGUCCGACUAAGGCAAGUCUGUCGUAGCUGGGCAGAGACAAAGUGUGAAGUGGACACCAUUUGUUUUAUUACACAGCAUUUCAAUAAAACCAAUACAUACAGUCACCCUGUCGCCCCGGUCAAUAAAAAAGUAAUCAAUCGGUCAGCAACAUACAGUCAACAGUGUGGCUCUGUUGCAUCGUGCUCCAUAUUAAGGGUAUGCGCCCACGGGACUUUGUCGUCCGUGGGCACACACUCUAAGAGCCACCCCACACAAGCAUGUGCCAGGAAUACCAUUAUCAAAGUCUAAGUAGACGGACUUCAUUUUGAUUUUAUAAAGAUAUUUGCAAUACGUUGUAUUUGUAUUACAUUAAGUUGCUUUCCAUUUUAGCGGGUAAGUAAUCUAGUCUUUAUCUGUAACAGUGUAUAAGAUUGAGCUUAAAAUAAAUCACAUAAUUAUGCUAAUAUUUACAGGUUAUUUUAUGAAUCUAUAUUUGUCUUUGUAAGAGCUUUGAAAUCUUAUUAGUAUUAAAAUUUAUUGGUACGAGGAUGGUUCGGAUUUUAUCAUCGGGUAGAUAGGUACCUACUUUAAUAAAAAUACUUCACAUAUUUAGAUCAACAUUAACAGUUAUAAUACAUAUAGUUUAAAAAAAAAAUGUUGUUAUUGUUUAUAUAUUGUUUAGUUAAAAGGCCUAAUAUUUAACUUUAACUAUAUUAUAGGCACUAUUCAAAAACUCAAACACAGUCUCUAUUCAAAAACUUGGUAGGUACCUAUUGUUAUAUACUUAUAUUACUUAUACUGCAACGUAUAAUGCAAGAGGGUUGUUAGUUAACUUAUGUUCGCUAUUAUACGUGAAACGCGUUUUAUUGAUGUCUAAUGUUAGAGUAAGUUAAAAUAAACAUUACAGCAUUAGCUACUUCAGUAAUAGUUAUAAUCUAUAGGUAUACUUAAACGGUACUAACUAUGUAGCUCGUCAGGUUGAGAGUUUUUGAGAAUUUGUUCUGAUUAGAUCUUACACUUGUAACGGCCUCUCACCGUCAAAUUCACAACCUAAGCGUUUCCCUUACACAGCGAUCAUUAAUUUCCUGACAUACAUCCGACGUUCCACGUCAGCACUAUCUAUAAAAAAACUACUUUUUCUCAAACAUGCAAUGAAAUAUUGUCUUUACGUUCCUUAAAAUGGGCUGGGAAGUAUCGCUUUUUGGGCGCAACAACUCGAGAGGACUGUAAAGGGAUUUCAUAUUA
Molecule: messenger RNA, 5669 nt
Organism: Leguminivora glycinivorella
Lineage: Eukaryota; Metazoa; Arthropoda; Insecta; Lepidoptera; Tortricidae
Product: peroxidasin
Exons: 7
Coding region: 128-4048 (1306 amino acids)
Biological process (GO): response to oxidative stress
Molecular function (GO): heme binding; protein binding; peroxidase activity
Source: RefSeq, a predicted model, not a curated record